ACCGCGCUCCCGCGGAUGGUCCCGGGAGAUGCCGCUGCUCUGGGCCCUGCUGGCGCUCUGCUGCCUGCGGUGUAGUUCCACUGUGAACCUCCAGCCUCAACUGGCCAGUGUGACCUUCGCCACCAACAACCCUACCCUCACCACCGUGGCCUUGGAGAAGCCUCUGUGUGUGUUUGACAGCUUGGAGCCCCUCACCGGGGAGUAUGAGGUCUACCUCUACGCCAUGGCCGACUCAGCCAGCUCCGGCAACGCCUCUGUGCAGGACGACACCCACGUGCCUCUGAGCGCCACGUUCCGGCAGACGCGGGGCGGGAGGACAGGCCCCUACAAAGCUGCGGCCUUUGACCUGACCCCGUGCAGUGACCUGCCCAGGCUGGAUGCCAUCGGGGAUGUGACCCAGGCCUCAGGGAUCCUCAGUGCCUAUCUGGUCAGGGUGGGCGACAAUGGGACCUGUCUGUGGGACCCCAACUUCCGGGGUCUCUGCAACCCACCUCUGUCAGCAGCCACGGCAUACAGGGACAUGGGCAGUUCUGCUGGGGAGACCACGCACGACUCUCAGAUCACUCAGGAGGCCGUCCCCAAGUCCCUGGGGACCUCGGAGCCUUCCUACACAUCUGUGAACCGGGGACCACCUCUGGACAGGGCCGAGGUGUACUCCAGCAAGCUCCCAGACUGAAGCCCGCCUGGCCUCGCCCCUCCCGGCUGGCCUGGCCCCGGCAACCUGCCCGGAAGGCGCCGAGCAGGCCGGGUUGGUCCUACUGCAGGAAAACACUUCAUAAAACCUUCCAAGAAAACCA
This is a messenger RNA of Dipodomys ordii (Ord's kangaroo rat), 797 nucleotides long. RefSeq names its product uroplakin 3A (gene Upk3a). Bases 29 to 676 code for a protein of 215 amino acids. The record is from RefSeq and is a predicted model, not a curated record. Lineage: Eukaryota; Metazoa; Chordata; Mammalia; Rodentia; Heteromyidae. The transcript has 4 exons.